This is a messenger RNA of Carica papaya (papaya), 1198 nucleotides long. It is a transcript of the gene BUG22, whose product is annotated as cilia/flagella-associated protein. The record is from RefSeq and is a predicted model, not a curated record. NCBI's taxonomy places the organism in Eukaryota, Viridiplantae, Streptophyta, Magnoliopsida, Brassicales, Caricaceae.
CUGCCUCCUGCGUAAAAAUUUUUCCUAAAUGGAUCGUGUUGGAGUGGAAACGCCAGGUUCUUAAACUUGUGAAGACUAGAACAGUUUUCGGGCCAGGAAAGAUAGGAAACUGUGAAACAAAAGUCUCAUCGACAAAGCUCAAAUUCGUUUCAAGAUAAACAAACUGGGUAAAUACUACAUCCAAAUUCGCAAGCAUCAGUGAAAGAGACAAGAUAGGCAUCUGGUUAAAUUAAUUAAUUGGAGUUCUAUCGGUAAAACAUAUAAACGUUUAUCACUGCUGAAUAUGUUCAAGAACACUUUUCAGUCUGGGUUCCUGUCCAUUUUAUACAGUCUUGGGAGCAAACCAUUGCAGAUAUGGGAUAAAGAAGUUGUCAAUGGUCAUAUAAAGCGACCUCAUGAUGAAGACAUUCAAUCCAAUGUACUUGAAAUAGUUGGAUCCAAUAUUCAGUCUACAUACAUUACAUGUCCUGCUGAUCCAUCCGCAACUCUUGGUAUAAAACUCCCAUUUUUGGUCAUGAUAGUGAAGAAUCUGGCAAAAUAUUUCACAUUUGAGGUUCAGAUUCUGGAUGAUAAGAACGUGCGACGGCGUUUUCGCGCUUCUAACUUUCAAGCUGUCACUCGAGCUAAGCCAUAUAUAUGUACCAUGCCAUUGAGGAUGGAUGAAGGUUGGAAUCAAAUCCAGUUGAAUCUGUCUGAUUUUACUAGAAGGGCAUAUGGAACCAACUACGUCGAGACAUUGCGAGUUCAGGUUCAUGCAAACUGCCGCCUGAGAAGAAUUUAUUUCUCAGAACGUCUAUACUCAGAGGAGGAACUCCCCCCUGAAUUUAAGCUCUACCUUCCAGUGCAGAAAGCAUGACGAAUUUCACUAUAUGAGGAUUGUUGUUAUAAUUCUGUACUUCAGGAAAAUCUUGGAUUCGUGUCUUUUAUAUUCUCUGUCAGUUAAACAUUUCCAUUUGAGUCGUUUUGUAGGACCAUGUAGUAUUCUAAUGUCAUGAGAUGGAAUUUCUUGAACCUAAGUUCUUUUUGGUAGUGGUAAAGUUGAAAUCACUUUCUCUCCAGUCGGAAACUGGUGGGAGUGAUGACCACUUGGCCAAGAGGCCAGGAUUGAAAUUAUGUGUUAGCUAACUGUUUAUAUGAAUCUUUGAAUGGUUUGGCCAAGAUUCAAGAUGGCUAAUGACCAUGAUUUUCUGAUUGCCUA